Messenger RNA from Trichoplusia ni (cabbage looper), 3273 nucleotides. RefSeq lists its product as uncharacterized. The record is from RefSeq and is a predicted model, not a curated record. NCBI's taxonomy places the organism in Eukaryota, Metazoa, Arthropoda, Insecta, Lepidoptera, Noctuidae. The transcript has a single exon. The coding region runs from base 266 to 2143 and encodes 625 amino acids.
UAUUUUUACCGCAGCAGUUGAUGAUAGUUGUGAAAAUUUAAUAAAACGUUACCAACUCACUGUGUUGCAAAACAUUAAUUUGACCUCGGCCUAAAUUUUAUUUAGUCUGUGACAGUGCAAGUCAAGUGAUAUUGUAUUGUUCCGUGCAUUUGAAUAAAAAAAUUAAGAAUACUGUUUUUAGUGAUUUUACAAUGACAAUAACUGGUCUCACUUGAUCGUGUUUACCAGCAAAACAUAUAUUGUACAUAAGUGGAGAAGAUUUGUAAUGGAAAGGCUUCGUUCUGACUUCACAGAUAUGAGUCGUCGAGCCGGAGAUGUUUUGAGGCGUAUCAACAGAUUUGCCGAUGGUCCCCUGACGAGAAAGAAAUUGGUGAUAAUAGUAUUGGUUGUUAUCUUCUUAAUUCUUUACGUGGGGCCUUCGUUCUGGAGCUGGAUGUUCGGACCAGAAACCGCGACAGGUCAUCAGAAUGUAUGUCAAAAGAACUUCAUGAGUCCCUUCGAGUCUGCUUUGAAUGAUUACGACGUAUAUGUGAGACAAGAGUCGUCGGCGACACUGAACUCGCUGAACCACAACUAUGUGCCUUAUGUAGGGAACGGCUUACUGGGCAUGGCACUCGAGCACGACUCCCACUUGAACAUAAAGCAUGGGAGAACCUUAUCACUGCCCUUGUACUACCACCCGCUGUACAUCAUAGACGACUACGAAAUGAAGGAAUUUACUGUAGCUGAAUAUAGGAAGGGCAUUGUCCACAGGUUUCAAUGCUCAAAUUCAGGUUUACAUGUAUCUUAUCAGUACUAUGCACAUAAAACGAUACCGUCACUGUUUGUUCAAGAGAUUUGGGUUAAUAACCCUACGAGUUCUGCUAAGACACUGCACAUGUCUACUCCAAGAGUGUCAGACUGGCCAACAUCAGUCAAGCAGACUGUAAAACUGCACCAAGGAGUUGAUAUGAAGGAAUAUGAAGUGGUUACUGGCAUGAUAGCAAUACCAGAUAGUGAAAAUGUUAUCGCUGCAGCAGUUGUAAGCAGAAAAAUGAGCAACUCAAUUCUAGUUGAAGCUAGAGAUGGACUUGACAUCCUCAUCCUAACAACAGUGAAAUACAGCAAACCCAUAAAAGAAGUUGAUUAUGCUCAACAAAAAGAUAUUGUUGAGAAGAAGGCUAUAGAGGAAAUGGUAAAAGUUAUAGCUCUAACCGGUGACAGAACUGCUGUCAGACAGCUGAGAGAUAACCACGCUAGAGUGUGGCAGGGACUGUGGUUCACAGGCUUCUACAUCUCUGACUCCAAAGCUGAAGGCAUCAUCAAUGGUGACAGAAUCAAUGCCACCAUUUAUGCAAUCCUCUCCCAAGUAAGGAGCUAUGAGCAUGAGGACAACAUCAAAGCCGCUACAAAGUCAGACAUUAUGAGGACUUUGACCUACUCUGAAGGUUGUUAUGAAGGGCAUUCAACUUUAGAUGCAUUCAAUUUAUGGAAACCUCUGAACAAUUUGGCUAACUUGAAUUCUGUAGCUGCUGUGUGGCUACUAACCUUAGAGAAACAAGGAUGUCACAAUUUACUUAAAGCUGGAGCGAGUGGAGUGAACCAAGCAAUGAUCUUAAGUUUUGGAAGUUUGCGUUUUAGUAAUCAACAUUUAGAGUACAAUAUACAUCCUUCUAAGUUACACAGAGACUUUCUAUUUAGAAGACUCAAUUAUGGCAAUAUGACACAUGUGAAUAUAAGUGUAAUAUUACAAGAAGACAAUAAAGCAGCUAUAUUUGUAGCCUUAGAUCGCUCUGACAAGACAUAUUAUGCUUGUGAUGCAGGGUGCCUUGACUCCCCAGUGCAGUUGGGGCCUUACAGAAAGUACUUCCCUGUCAAACUGACAGAGCCAUUAACAGCUAUAUUGUAUGUAACAGCUGACAAGCAGCAUAUGGAAGACUUGAGGCAUGCAAUCCAUGUUAAAGAAGUUAUAGAAGCACCGGCGCAUGAGCACCAUGUGAUAGCGCUACAUAAACACGGCCACAGUCUCGGUGGCCUAAAUCCCUUAUUCUGGAUUUCAAUAAUAGUUCUUAUUGUGGUAUUCCAUUUGUUCUUGUGCAGGAUAAUCAUGAACGAGUUUUGCGACAGCGGAGUGAGUUAUAGAAGGCUCUAUAACAAGCCUUGAAGUGUUGUUGCCUUAACAAGAUGGUUGCGCCAUCAUUGUCCAUUGCUUGACUGAUCAUUAUGUACGCUUCUUAUGCACAAGUGACCAAAAAUAUUGUUCAAUACAUUAGUAUUGAUUUGUCAUCACUGCCUAUUUGAUUAGCGUACUGAGAAUUUUUAAUAAUUAUGGGAUAAGAUAGGUUAUCAGUGCAUACAAUAUCUGUAUGGCAUAUCAAAUUCUAUUGGUGUGGGGAGGGGGUCGUGAUGUUUUAUUCUUAUCUUACAUCCCUUGCAGACGGAUGCUAGAGCUGUCAAAUAAUAACAUUGGUCAUAGAAAACAAUAGUUAAAAUCGUUCAGUGGUAUUAUAUACUUUUUCCUUGAUAAGGAAUCCAUAAAGCAAGCGAGUUACUUCUCGCCGAAGUUGAACAACAUCACAGUAGCUAGCGACAUCGCAUUCACAUGCUUCCUGUUCGUUUUAUACUUUUUAGAUUAGUUUGCUACACGAUUCAUUUGGUUAACUCAUAACAAAAGAUCGAUUAAACCAAACGGAUCGUACACAGGACGUAAAUUGAAAAAAAGAUUAAGAAUAGUUUGUAAAAUACCUAAUAAUUGUACCUGGCUGUAAAAUGCGUAUAGCGCAUAAAAAGUUAAUCAACUUCAUAUUGCACAACUAAUCGUGAUCUCGGAUAAUAUUAUGUAACGUUUAUAAAUAAAUAUGCUGAAGAGAUGUAUAGACAUAUUUUGUAACGAAAGAUGUGAUUAUUUAAAGUUAACUAAAAUGCUUAGUAAAGUAUACAGUGAGCUAUCGCAGUUAGAAUUGAUACCGAUAUUUAUAAAAGUCUGAUUUGUAUCUCAAGUGUUUGAUACGAACGUUUUAAGUUCCUUCGUCAUCAUAAGUUUCUGUACCGGUGGAAUCAGACAAAAUCGUGUUACUAAUUUCGUUCAUGUUUAUAAAUCUUAUCGAUUUUUUUAUUUCCGUUGUGUUUCUACACAAGUAAUACUUAGUCAUUAUUAUUGUAUUUGCAAGAGUGCGUUUUAUUUAUUUUAACCCUUAACAAUGUUAAACUGUACAUAAUACAUUGCGUAUGUUAUAUAUUGUUAUAAGAUUGUGGUGUAUAUUUUUGAAAUUAAAUGCCAAGUUGUAAUGUUGA